ACCACAGUUACUGUACUGUAUACUGUACCAUCAAUUCAAUCAGUCCCUACCUACCUACCUACCAUAUUGCACUACUAUCGAGUUACUAUCAAUUCAAUUGCCUACCUACCAUAGCAAAGCCGACAAUGGAGGACAAGGACAAACCCUCCCCGAAGCGAGUCUCGUUCGAGGAACCCGCCCACUCGUCCGGGAGUGACGAGGACCGGUAUCCAGUCGAGGUUGUCUUUGAUGAAUCGAACCCAUACCGCCGCAAGAGCUCCCUCGUCGCGAGCGAUGCUGUCCCCCCACACCUCCGCCGGGCACCACCACCGGUACACCAGAAGACGGAAUGUCUCGUCCACCAGUUCCUAGCCAACCAGCAGAAGGCCAAGACCCAUCUUCCAACACGCCACCGACACGACCACCACCAUCACCAAGAUCACCACGACCAACACCACGAACAUGAUAUCAGCCACGAAGCCGGACCGAGUCGUGCUGUCGACCCCAAGAACGGCCAUGCUGACGGCAAGACUGCCGAGAAGGAUUUUGGGAACGACAACACAACAGGCAAGAUACAGCAGCAACAACAGCAGCAGCAGCAGCAGAAGCAGCAAGAAAGAACGGAGGAAGAAGAAGAUGUGUGCGAGGAACCACCCAACCGCCCCUGCGCCACCAUCCUCCGCGACUCACACCACCCGCACCGCUUCUCCGACGAGGAGGCGUCCGACAACGCCGACAGCGCCGCAAGCAACACAUCCGGCAGCAGCGGCAGCAACAGCAACAGCAACAGCAGCGGCGGCGGCGGCGGCCGAGUCGGGCAGGCCGACGAGAAGCAAUGGCGGCGGUCGAUGGUCGGGCCCCCUACCACCACCACCGCCACCACUACUACUACCACCACAGCACCACGCACACCAGCACAACAACAGCUAGACCGGCGUUCGGCAUCAUCGACGACGACGACGACCGCCGCCGCCGCCGCCGAUGACGCGCCCAACUCGCGGCUGCUGACCAAGAAGCAGCUGAGCGAGAUGGCGUGGGGCGUGCGGGAGCUGAGCCGCCGCCUGGGCGCCAUGCGCCUCAAGUUCCGCGUGCGCACCAUCUUCCUGCUGACCAAGAUCUACGACCCGGAGCUGAUCGGCAAGACGCGCGAGCUGUGCCGCUGGCUGCUGGACCGGGAAAGGGAUGUGAGGUAUACGGUGUAUGUGGAUCGGGAGUUGAAAGAGAAUAAGAGGUUUGAUGUCGCCGGGUUGGUGGAGGAGGUUAGGCGGGAUUAUGUCGUGUCCGGGGAGGUUAGUGAGGAGGCGAGUUGGGAUGUCGCGAAGAGGUUGCGCUUUUGGACUGAGGAGAUGUGUAGGGCCCGGCCGCAUACGUUUGACUUUGUCAUUACCCUGGGCGGGGAUGGGACGGUGCUGUACGCCAGCUGGCUGUUUCAGCGGAUUGUUCCGCCCGUGUUGAGCUUUGCGCUCGGGAGUCUGGGUUUUCUGACUAAGUUCGAUUUUGAGGACUACCGGAAGACCCUGACGAACGGGUUUAGCGAGGGUAUCACGGUUAGUUUGAGGUUGCGGUUUGAGGCGACCGUCAUGCGCAGCCGGAAGACGGGGUCGAGGUUGAAAGAGGACGGGGAGCAUGCGGAGAAUGAGCUGGAUGGGGAUCAUGAUGGGCCACCGCGGGACCUGGUGGAGGAGUUGAUCGGGGAGGAGAAGGACGACGAGCACACCCAUCGACCGGAUGGGACGUACGAGGUGCUGAACGAAGUGGUGGUCGACCGCGGGCCAAAUCCAACCAUGUCCAACGUCGACAUCUUCGGCGACGACGAGCACUUCACCUCCGUCUCGGCCGACGGCAUCUGCGUCAGCACACCGACCGGCUCCACCGCCUACAACCUCGCCGCGGGCGGGUCGCUCUGCCACCCAGAGAACCCGGUCAUGCUGGUGACGGCCAUCUGCGCGCACACGCUCUCGUUCCGGCCCGUCAUCCUGCCCGACACCAUCGUGCUGCGCAUCGGCGUGCCGUACGACGCGCGCGCGAGCUCGUGGGCGAGCUUCGACGGCCGCGAGCGCCUCGAGCUGACCCCCGGCGACUACGUCACCGUCAGCGCGAGCAGGUACCCCUUCGCCUGCGUCCAGCCCCACGGCCGCCGCAGCGAGGACUGGAUCAACAGCAUCAGCGCCAAGCUGGGCUGGAACACCCGCCAGCGGCAGAAGGCGUACAAGGAGUGGGAGAAGUAGGGCUUCUCUGGCCGGGGGGUUGUUGAGGAGUUGUCGCAGUGCAGCGCGGACGAGGUCGGGCCGUCGGGGACGCCUUCGUCUGCUGAGCUAGAUGGGUCAGAUUCGGAGGGUCGGCAUGAUGACCUGGUUGCGGUGAGGGAGAUGUUGGCGAUCGUUGGUUUGGAUCAUGCAUCAUGUAGAGAGUAGGGGGCUGACGUGUAAUUGUUAGACUAUACACACUUUUCGCUCGGCCCUGAAAGCCGUGCCAGAAGUCCGCCCUGGUGGCCCUAGAUAUCGCGAC
Chaetomium fimeti is the source of this 2487-nucleotide messenger RNA. Its product is annotated as ATP-NAD kinase-like domain-containing protein. The coding region runs from base 126 to 2207 and encodes 693 amino acids. Gene Ontology annotation, biological process: NAD+ metabolic process; NADP+ biosynthetic process. The record is from RefSeq and is a predicted model, not a curated record. Lineage: Eukaryota; Fungi; Ascomycota; Sordariomycetes; Sordariales; Chaetomiaceae. Gene Ontology annotation, molecular function: NAD+ kinase activity. The transcript has 3 exons.